Messenger RNA from Rhododendron vialii, 3321 nucleotides. RefSeq names its product protein WEAK CHLOROPLAST MOVEMENT UNDER BLUE LIGHT 1-like. NCBI's taxonomy places the organism in Eukaryota, Viridiplantae, Streptophyta, Magnoliopsida, Ericales, Ericaceae. The record is from RefSeq and is a predicted model, not a curated record. The coding region runs from base 526 to 2994 and encodes 822 amino acids. The transcript has 3 exons.
AGAGAGAGAGAGAGAGAGAGAGAGAGAGACGAGAGCCCGAAGCUGAGGAGAGGUGUUCUAGGUCGCAGUCGCACGUUUGACUUGUGGUCUGAAAUACUACUAUUACUAACAGAAAGCAAAAUGAAAACGUGUCCGUAAAAUCCACCGAAAAUUUUCGGAGAUGAACUAAAAAGUAGUAGUAGUAGCAAGGAAAAACGCACAGAAUUUUCCGACAAAUCUCAUCUUGAAUACGGUGGAUCUGGUCCGUGAGAAAGAGGUAGGCUCCACUCACGUGUUUCUCUCUCUCUCUCUCUCUCUCUCUCUCUCUCUCUCUUUGUGCUAAAUUUAGCGGUGGACUAUUAUUAGCCUUUUGAUUUUGAAGCUAAUCAUGAUAAACCUAUUCUAAUAGUAAUCUCUCUCUCCUCUCUGCUUUUUUUUUUGAUCUCCGGAGAUAAUUAAUAGCGUCUCCGAUUCACUUCCUCUGUUUCGUUUCUGGAAUUUCCAGAUACCUACUUGGCUGUCAUUAGCAGUUAGCACUUUAUCGUAAUGGAGGAUGUGAAAAAGGCUGGAGAUAAUUUUCCCCUGGAAUCCGCUGUACCUUCACAAUUACCUUCCCAGAACAAGGAUGAUAAUCAAGUCCCAACUAAGUUAACUAACCAACAUACUAAUGAACAAGCGGAAGCCGACACUAAGGGAUUGGUGAUGAAUGGUUCUACAUCAAUGUUACAAGAUGAAACAGGAGAGGCUGUGAUGGAAGAUACAGCCAAAGUCGAGCAAACUGCUUCAAUUCCGACAGACAAGCCUCCGGGGACAUUGGAUUCUCAAAAAGAGGAAACAGAAGCGAAACCAGACACAUUAGACCCACAAAAAGAAGGAAAUGUAAAUAGUAUCAGUGAAUCCAUUCCAUCCUGUACUUCAGAAGCAAAACCAGAUGAUUCUUUGCAGGAGCAAUCUGAAGUAGUAUCAUCACAUCAGGCUGCUUUUAAAACGGCAGAUCCCAUUGACGCUUCUAAACGUCUUAAGAAGGUUGUCACCAACAGAGGUCAGAUUGAUACAGCAGCACCUUUUGAAUCUGUUAAAGCGGCUGUUUCCAUGUUUGGGGGAAUCGUGGAUUGGAAGGCGCAUAGAGUCCAGACAGUUGAGAGGCGCAAGCUUAUAGAAGAAGAACUGGAGAAAACACAGGAAGAUAUCCCAAUGUAUAAAGUACAGUCCCAGGCAGCUGAAGAUGCAAAAUAUCAAGUGUUGAACGAGCUGGAGAGCACUAAGAGACUCAUCGAAGAAUUGAAACUCAACCUCGAACGAGCACAAACCCAAGAGCAACAAGCCAAACAGGACUCCGAACUAGCAAAACUCCGGGCUGAAGAGAUGGAGCAAGGGAUCGCUGAUGAUGCCAGCGUGGCGGCGAAGGCCCAGCUCGAGGUGGCCCGGGCCCGCCACAUGGCUGCCGUUUCAGAGCUCAAAUCUGUAAAAGACGAAUUGGAACAACUCCGCAAAGAUUACGCAUUAUUGGUGAAUGAGAAAAAUCUAGCUGUCAAAAGAGCAGAGGAGGCUGUUUCUGCUUCCAAAGAAGUUGAGAGAACAGUAGAGGAACUGACAAUCGAACUGAUAGCCACUAAGGAAUCAUUGGAAUCAGCCCACGCGGCCCAUUUGGAGGCGGAGGAGCAUAGGAUUGGAGCUGUUAUGGCAAGAGAGCAAGAUAGUCUCAAUUGGGAAAAGGAAUUGAAGCUAGCAGAAGAGGAGCUAGAGAGACUAAACAAGCAGAUUUUGUCAUCAAAGGAUCUCAAAUCAAAACUAGACACUGCUUCGGCAUUGCUCAUGGAAUUAAAAGCAGAAUUAGCAGCUUAUAUGGAAUCAAAACUGAAACAGGAAACUGGCAUAGGGGAGUUAGAAGGAUCGGAGGAGAAAACCCACAGUGGCAUACAAGCAGCGGUUGGCUCAGUGAAGAAGGAACUUGAAGAAGUGAGACUCAAAAUAGAGAAAGCCACUGAGGAAGUAAAAUUCUUGAAGGUGGCCACCACAUCAUUGAAAUUGGAGCUGGAGGAGGAAAAGUCGGCACUUGCCUCCAUGAAUCAGAGGGAAGGGAUGGCAGAGGUGGCAGUUGCAUCUCUAGAGUCGGAGCUGAGCAGGGUUAAGUCGGAGAUUGCCAUAGUCCAGAUGAGAGAGAAGGAAUGGAGAGAGAAGAUGGUGGAGCUGCCGAAGCAACUACACGAGGCAGCUCAUGAAGCAGAUGAAGCCAAGUCGAUGGCCCAAGCGGCCCGCGAGGAAUUGCGAAAGGCGAAGGAAGAAGCAGAGCAAGCAAAGGCGGGAGCAAGUACUGUAGAGAGUAGACUACUGGCAGCAAGAAAGGAGAUAGAGGCGGCAAAGGCGGCAGAGAAGCUGGCGUUGGCAGCAAUCAAUGCUUUGAAGGAGAGUGAAUCAGCUCAAACCUCCACCAACAAUGUUGAUUCCCCUCCUGGAGUCACGCUGUCUCUGGAGGAGUACUAUGAGCUUAGCAAACGAGCUCAUGACGCGGAGGAGCAGGCUAAUAUUAGGGUGACUACCGCAGUCUCUGAAAUUGAUAUCGCCAAGGAAUCUGAGUUGAGAAGCUUGAAAAGGUUGGAGGAAGUGAACGAUGAGAUGGCAGCGCAAAAGGAGGCGCUUCAAAAGGCGUUGCAGAAGGCUGAGAAGGCACAGGAAGGGAAGUUGGGGGUAGAACAAGAAUUGAGAAAGUGGAGGGCGGAGCACGAACAAAGGCGAAAAGCGGGUGAAGCGGUUCGUGGGGUAGUAAACACGAUAAAUCCGAAUAAGAGCAGCUUUGAGGAGAGAAAAGAAACUAAAAGCUUUGUACAAGUGCCAGAUUCUGCUGUACCACCAGUUUAUCAGAGAUUGAGCCCAAAGGCAUAUGUGCCCGGAAGUAACACUGAAACUGAAUCGUCUCCAGAAGUUAAGAUGGUGAAGAAGAAGAAAAGGUCGUUCUUCCCUCGGAUUUUCAUGUUCCUGGCAAAAAGGAAAGCGCAGCAACCGAAGUCAAUGUAAUCUUCCACGUCGGUAUUGUGUUCGGCCUUUUCUUUAUUUUUCUUGGCAGUGAAAUAGAAAAUUGAAUACAUUCUGAAAGGUUUUCUCUGUUGUAAAUGUUGGGUUUUCAGUUCUGUAUAAUAAGCUUAUAUCAUUAUAUUCUUCAUGGAGGGUCUGCAAGGAUUUAAUAAGUUUGAUUUUUGUGCUUGAUCUGGGAAAGAGAGAGAGAAUGGGGUGGUUUUGUUAUGUAUCUAUCUUUUGUAACACUCAAAACAUUACUCCUGUUGUUUUUGUAUGUGAUUCUUGCAAAGCUUGAUGUAAAUAAAGAAUUUGACUUCUCUGGGAUCA